Molecule: messenger RNA, 1719 nt
Organism: Triticum aestivum (bread wheat)
Lineage: Eukaryota; Viridiplantae; Streptophyta; Magnoliopsida; Poales; Poaceae
Product: WAT1-related protein At5g45370
Exons: 6
Coding region: 82-1269 (395 amino acids)
Cellular component (GO): membrane
Molecular function (GO): transmembrane transporter activity
Source: RefSeq, a predicted model, not a curated record
AAAAAACAGUAGGGAAAGUUCAAAGAGGAGUAGUCGCUACUCAGACCGUGGGACGACGACCGUGGGAUCGGAUCGGCGGCGAUGGCGGCGGCGGCGCGGGAUGGGGAAGCGAGGCGGGCGCACGCGGCGAUGGUGGGGUCGCAGUUCAUCAACGCGGGGUACCACGUCAUCGCGAAGCAGGCGCUCAACGUCGGCGUCAACCGCGUUGUCUUCUGCGUCUACCGCGACCUCCUCGCGCUCUGCGUGCUUGCUCCCAUCGCCUUCUUCCGCCACCGCGGCUCGCCCGCGCAGGCUCGUCCGCCGCCCGUCACGCGUCGCCUCCUUACCUCCUUCUUCUUCCUCGGGCUCACGGGCAUCUUUGGCAACCAGCUGCUGUUCUUGUUCGGCCUCGGCUACACCAAUCCGACAUACGCCGCCGCCAUUCAGCCAUCAAUUCCCGUCUUCACUUUCAUCUUGGCCCUCAUCAUGGGGACUGAAACGGCGAGCUUGGUCACACACGAGGGCCGUGCCAAGGUUGGUGGCACAAUCGUCUGUGUGCUUGGUGCUGUUCUCAUGGUGUUGUACAGGGGGGCAGCUGUGUUUGGUAGCAGCGAUCUAGAUCUUGAUGUUCCUCGUAAUGUCGUCAUCACUGAGAUGUUGCAACCUGAGCCAGGAUCAUCUUGGUUCAUUGCAUAUGGGCUGGAAAAGUGGCAUAUCGGAGUGCUAUGUUUAAUAGGGAACUGCCUCUGUAUGGCAACUUAUCUUGCUUUGCAGGCUCCAAUUUUGGUGAAGUACCCUUGCAGUUUGUCAUUGACAGCUUACUCAUACUUUUUUGGAGCUCUUUUAAUGCUUAUUUCCGGAGUUUUUUCAACAACCAGUAAAGAAGAUUGGACUUUGACUGCAUCUGAGUUUGCGGCUGUUGUAUAUGCUGGAGUUGUUUCAUCUGCUCUUAAUACUGGUUUAUUGACAUGGUCCAACAAAAUUCUGGGCCCAGCUAUGGUGGCACUAUAUAUGCCUCUCCAGCCAGUGCUCUCUGCUCUCUUGUCAGUGCUCUUUCUGGGCAGUCCAAUUUAUUUCGGAAGUAUUAUUGGAGGGUUUCUAAUCAUCUCUGGUUUAUACAUUGUCACCUGGGCACGACAUCGAGAAAAGUUGACUGCCACUGGAGUACCUUAUGUAAAAUGCGCAUCGGAGCCAUGUGACAGUGCUUCUCAAGUCAUAAAGGGCGGUAACUUGAGCCCCAGGCCCUUUAUAUCCCUUUCCAGGCUGUGGAAUGUGCCACAUGAAUCUUGAGAAGCUGGUGUUUUAUGCAACUUAUGCUAGGUAUCUCACUAUCUCCUUUGAUGAGUAAAAAUACAUAAUGCAUUAGAUGUUGGGAAGAGAAGUGCUGCAGAGAAGAUUGUACUGACGAUUGGUAAUGAUGUUGGCAUCUGUGUCGGCUGCAGAAAAUCAUACUCUCAGACCUUCCAUAGGAGCAGUUAGGUUAAUUUAGGCAAAAGAGAAGCCAUGCUCAUUCUGCUUUUUCAGACUAACAACAUUGAGGAUGCUGAGUUGAUGAUUCUAUUACCAAAUGCAAGGUAGCACCACCGACUUUGUGAAAUACAAUAGUAUGUAUAUCCCGUGAAAUCCCUACAUACAUACAUAUGUAUAAACUCUGUAGCCAGUGAGGUCAUGUGUGUAGAACUUUGAGAGAAAUGUUUUACUCUCUUACAUCUGUUAAGUUCUUGUAGUUCAUGCCUUGUU